Molecule: messenger RNA, 4122 nt
Organism: Penicillium griseofulvum
Lineage: Eukaryota; Fungi; Ascomycota; Eurotiomycetes; Eurotiales; Aspergillaceae
Exons: 9
Coding region: 1-4122 (1373 amino acids)
Source: RefSeq, a predicted model, not a curated record
AUGGCGCAUGUUCGAUCUCAGUCCGACUCAUCCUUCGGAUCUUCGGCGUCGGAACAGGAUGUGCAAGAUGACUCUAGCAAGGAGAAAAAGUCUCUCUUCAUCUCCGUGAAACAGAGAUGGCAGAAAUUGGGCCUGGACAGACCCACCAUUCUCCUGAUGAUGAAGGGCGGUCUUCCACCAACUAUAGCCAUUUCAAUCUGCCAAUCCAAGGUUGUCGCCGAUGAGUACAAGACCUUGAGCUAUCUCGUACCCAUCAUUUCUAUCCUUGGCUUUGCAAUUAUGCCGCGCGCCAAGUUUAUUCAGAUGAUGAUCUUCGACAUUUUGGCUGUCUGUAUAGCAGCAUCUUUCGCUCUGUUGACAAUGUUUUCUAGUGUCAGGGCGCGCCAACACACCGCUACUGAUCCUAGCGAAAAAUACAAUUCCUCCGCGUCUGCUGUUAGUGGUGUGUGGCUGUUUUUUCAAAUCUGGAUGGUUCACACCUUCCGUGCCAAAUACCCGCAGCUGCAAUUUCCUGUGAUUAUUUACGCAAUUUUCGCGAAUGUUUCUUCGAUAUACGCUCCACAGAUGCAGAGUAUGACAGCUGCGUUUAAUAUGGUCAGGCAAUUGGUUGCAGCCUUCUUCACUGGCCUCGGAAUUUCAACAGCAACAUCGCUAUUCAUCCAUCCGAUAACGUCACGCCAGGUAGUCUUCAAACAAAUGGCGAGCUACAUUGGCGGGCUUCGCUCAGCCUUGAAUGCUCAUGCUCUAUAUUAUCAAUCAUUGGAAAGAGACGACAUGUUCGGUCGCACAGAAACAUAUGAUGAAUUUCGUGAGAAGUUUGGUAAGAAGGGAAAGAUCUACAGCCCCGAGGCAGAGGCCAUCCGCGCUGCGGUGCGACAGAUCACUGAUAUCCACGCCAAACUUCACGGUGAUCUCACAUUUGCGAAGCGUGAAGUUGCAUUAGGAAAAUUGGGACCCGAUGAUAUUCAGGCGAUCUUUCGUCAUCUUCGCCAGAUCAUGAUCCCAGUUGUGGGGUUGAGCUUCGUGGUGGAUAUCUUUGAGCGAAUGUCAGACUAUAACAGAUGGAACCGGCCCAUUGACCUAAACGAGCCUGUAGUCCCAGAGGAUAUGCGACAGCGCGUUGUGCACGAGUGGAAUGAUAUCAUGAGGGCGGUACAUGAUCCAUUCGCGGUGAUGAUCCAAACCAUUGAUGAAGGAUUGCUACAUACAUCCUAUGUCUUCAGGCUGACGAAACCACCCAAACGCAAAGCUGCAGCAAGAUCUUCUGAUGACAAUUCGACAGAGGAAGGGAACGAUAUGGAGGCCACAGCCGAGAACACUGCUCCUGGAGAAAAAUCAUUCGUCAACCACUAUGAAAAGAAACUCGGCGAAUUUCGCAUCGCGAAACGUCUCGCCCUGCAGACAUGGGCCGAGGAGAAGGGUGUCACGCUCCCGCCUGACUUUUUCGAGCACCGUAGUUCUCCUGAAAGGCUGAACACCGACUUUUUGGACACCUCGGCUACGCAGAAAGAGCGAAGUCGACGACAGCUGUAUCUAUUUCUAUAUAUGGAGCAAUUGCUGUACUCGACCGGUCAAACUGUGCUUGACUUUGUCCGUUAUGCCGACCAUGUUGAAGCCAAAGGGAAGCUAUUGAAGACUCGACUCGUCAUUCCUGGUAGUAAGCGAGUUUGGAAGUGGGCCAAGUCUUUUUUGAGUGCGGAGGAUCACGAUGAUGAUAAUAUGGGUGACAUUCAUACCCAAAAUAACAUCCUUCAACUUGGCGAGGCGUAUAGACUUCGCAAAGACCCCGAGCACCUGCCACCGACCACUCGCUUUGAGAGAAUUGGGGACAAGAUUCGGGUCUUCCCGGGGUUUCUGCGCUCGUUUGAGUCAACUUACGGCUUCCGUGUCGCCUGUGCCACCAUGACUGUUGCGGUAAUAGGGUUCCUACAUGAUACCCAGGUCUUCUUCAUUGCACAAAGAUUAGUAUGGGCUAUGAUCAUGAUCAAUCUCAGCAUGUCUCCCACUUCAGGACAGAGCAUUUUCAGUUUUGUGUUGCGGAUUUUAGGUACAUUCCUUGCAAUGGUGGCAAGCUUUCUGAUAUGGUAUAUCCCAGCUCAAAGGACACCGGGUAUUAUUGUUUUCCUGUUUAUCUUUGUCUCCAUUGCAUCUUACAUCCCAAUCAAGAUGUUCCGCUUCCGAGCCGUCGGGAUCAUCAGCAUCGUCACUACAAGUAUGAUCAUCGGUUAUGAGCUCCAGGUUCGCCGAGUGGGCGAGGCAAUUGCGACAUCCAAUGGACAAGUCUACUACCCCAUUUACCUCUUGGCACCGUAUCGGCUGGCGGUUGUGGCUGGCGGUAUUGCUGUCGCAUUCAUUUGGACGUUCUUCCCAUAUCCAAUCUCUGAGCACUCAGUCCUGCGUCAAAGUCUAGGAGCAUCGUUGUAUCUUCUGGCAAACUACUACUCAAUCAUCCAUGAGACGAUAUCCGGUCGCAUGCGUGGCGAUGAGGGCGAAUACCUACUCAAGAGGACUUCUGCGGGUCGCAAACUGGAGAAAUCUCGCCACAAAGUGUUCUCAAAGCAGAUGCUUAUGCUAGCCGGUUUACGGACAUACUCUGGGUUCCUUCGCUGGGAGGUUCCAGUUGGCGGUCGCUUCCCCAAGAAGCAGUAUGACUCGAUUAUUGUCUGUGUAGAGAACAUCGUGAACUAUCUCAGCUUGCUGGGGUAUGCAUCAGACACCCUCAUGAAUCUAGGCGACGACGAAGAUGAGACAAAUACCAUCUGGAUGAUCGAUUUCCGACGGUUGAUCAAUACUGCCAAGGUGACGACUCACGAGGUGACGUCUUUGCUCUGCCUUCUCUCUGCUAGCAUUACGAACCGACAACCUCUACCACCAUAUCUCAAAGCACCCCGUCCGUACGGCUUCACGAAGCGCCUCCAGGAACUUGACAGUGAGCUUCUGAGCCUCCGGCACAUUGCCGAGCCUGGAUUCGCGGCAUUUGCCGUUUUGCAGAUCUCAACCCGCUGCAUUGUCGGUGAUAUGGACAGGUUACUCCGACUCGUCAAAGGAUUAGUCGGCGAAUUGGACUUCUCUUUUCACGCUGUAACCACAGGAGAGUCAAUGGCCGAGUCUCGAAUGCCCUCCCGGGCCGGAUCAAGAGCGGAUUUGACCGAGAUGGCUGAAGUGAAAAUAGACCAAGCUAUUUUCGCCCAAUCCGCUGGUAAAACGGUCCUGGUAACUGGUGCAGCGCGCGGGAUCGGAGCCGCAACCGCAAUCCUAUUCAACUCCUACGGCGCCAAUGUCGUUCUCGCCGAUGUCCCCCAACUGCAAGGCAGCGCCGAGGAAGUCAUUCAGAAACAAAUGAAAUUUCCAACCCGCGCAAUAUUCGUAUCUACUAAUAUCGUCAACUGGGCGGAGCUAACAGCAUGCUUCGAAGCGGCGAUCACAACAUUCGGCAAAAUUGAUAUCGUUAUAGCUAACGCGGGUAUUAUGGAGUCCGAGUCCGUCUUGGACAUGGACAACGUGGAUGCGGACGGGCAUCUUCUCGAGAUGAAUUUCUCCAUCUUCAAUCUCGGAUUGAAUCUGAGUUUGUCUCAGUCGCAUACUAAUGACCUGCCUAUCCAUCUCUACAAAACAGCUCUGCGCUUGGGAUUACACUAUAUGAAAUCCUCCACAUCUACCAGCCCAAGCCCCCAACCGACAAAAUCAAUCUUGCUAGUUGCAUCCACAUCGAGUUAUUUUGGUGGAACCGGUGUAGCCGCCUACAUCGCGUCAAAACAUGGCGUGCUGGGUCUCCUUCGCGCGUGUCAAGAUGUUGCGCGCAGACACGGCGUCCGGGUUAAUGCUGUUGCGCCGUUUUUGACACCAACUCAUAUCACCGCUGGCUUUUCCGAUAAGUGGGACGCGGCUGGUCUUCAGAAGAAUACACCAAAUGGAGUUGCCCAGGCUAUUGCAGUUGUAGCCUUGAAUAAAGAGCGGCGGGGGCAGUGUGUUUUGGUUGCUGGUAAGUAUCUCCGAGAACUUGAGGAGUCUAGGGCAACGCUUUUGUCUUUGUGGUUGGGGGAUGAUCUUGCGGGGUUUAUGCGUCAGGCUAUGCAGUUCUUUGUUGGUAUUGGGGGAUAUGUCCUGCCUAAGAAGGAUUAG